AUGAAGUUUGAAGAUCUUCUUUCAGAGAUUAAUGGAUUUGGAAGAUUCCAAAUAAUGGUCCUAUUCAUUAAUUUUAUUGGUCGAUUCAGUCUUGCAUGUCACUUCCUGUUAAGCAACUUUAUCGCUGCCAUCCCAUCUCACCACUGUGACAUCAGCCAUCUGAAUAUUGAUGGGAUUCUUGGAAAUCUAAGUCGGGAGGAGAGACUGACUGUCAGUAUUCCAGCACAAGAAGAUGGAAUUCCUGCUUCCUGUCUCAUGUUCUCUUAUCCUCAGUUUCACCUGCUGUCAAACUCAUCCAGCACCGCAGAUCUUCCUAUAAUUGAGUGUCAGAAUGGAUGGGAGUAUGAUAACAGUACAUUCACCAGCACUCUGGCGACACAGUGGGAUCUAGUGUGUGACAAAAGAGCAAUGAACAAAUUGACAACCACAAUCUUUUUCAUUGGGGUCAUGUUUGGAGCAGCUGCUUUUGGAAGCCUGAGUGCGAUAUUUGGCCGUAAGCCGAUGCUUUUGGCAUCGUAUGUAUCAGGAAUGGGUUUUGCAGUGGCCAGUGCUUUUUCAUCCUCCUUCAUCAUGUUUGCAGUGUUGAGAUUUUUUACUGGAUUUACCAUCACUGGCAUUGUCAUCAUUUCCUCUGUACUCAAUGUGGAAUGGGUGAGCAUCGAGCACAGGAGGUUGGUAGGGGUGAUUGACUGCAUAUCCUGGACAUUUGGCACCAUGGGUUUAGCAUUUAUUGCAUAUUAUAUUCGAGACUGGCAAUGGCUGACUGUUGCCACCUCAUUGCCCAUCAUUAUUGCCAUUGUCACAUGGUGGUGGGUCCCAGAGUCUGCCCGGUGGCUAAUAGCCAAUGGGAAGAUAGAUAAAGCUCACUAUUAUCUUCGAAAAUGUGCUGCUAUGAACCACAGAAAGGAAGCUAUUGCCAGUAUAAAAGCUGAGACAUUAGCUAAUAUCAUAGUGACUGACAGAAGAAACAGGAAAUAUUCAUACCUGGAUCUGGUCAGAACUCCAAAGAUGAGGAGACUAGAGCUCUUCUCUUUACUCACAGGAAUCACUUGGUUUUCUGUUGCCACUGUUUCCUAUGGAAUUAGUUUUAACAUCUCAGGCUUUGGAUUAAACUUGUACCUGACUCAGUUUGUGUAUGGAGCCAUUGAAAUUCCUGCUAAACUGAGCAUCUAUUACCUGCUGGAAAAGUUUGGAAGAUGUAAAACAGAAACUGGAUCUCUACUAUUGGUUGGAAUCUGCCUCAUGAUUAACACAUUCAUACCCAGAGAUCAGACGACUGCUCGUACUGUAAUAGCAGUGCUAGGAAGAGGCUUCUCAGGAACAUCUUUUGGCACAAUCAUUUUGUACAGCUCUGAGCUUUACCCUACUGUUGUCAGGCAAAAUGGGAUGGGCUAUAACUCCUUCAUGGCACGUCUGGGUGUGUCUGUGGCUCCUCUUAUCUUGCUAUUGGAUGAUAUAUGGAGCCAAGUCAUCCUAUCUUCUAUUGCACUCUGUGCUGCACUGGUGGCUUAUCAGUUACCUGAGACACGGGGCAAGUGUCUACCUGAGACUAUAGAUGAUGUUGAGGGAAUCAGGAGGAAUGGCUUACACCAACAUCUAAAAAAUGGAGGAAAAGAAGACAAUGAGGUUGUGAGAUGACAUGGCAAGAAAUAGUAUUUUUAAGGACCAGACUGAUUCAAAAACAGUAAACAUGUUUGGGCAAUUUCAUGCAAAUGUCAACCUUAUUAUGAAAAGUAAAGUUUUUACCCAAAGUUUUUAAGUUUAAUACUGAAAUCUCAAUACAGUAUAUUUAAUUUCAAUAUUUGCAUGUUUAAAAACCUAGAGUCUCCGGUAAAGCAUUUUUUCCAUAGUUAAGUGUGUGUACAUUUCAUAAUUGGCACAUCCACAAUGUUGAUUCUUCCACAUUCUCAUAUAUGCGGAUUU
Molecule: messenger RNA, 1923 nt
Organism: Paramisgurnus dabryanus
Lineage: Eukaryota; Metazoa; Chordata; Actinopteri; Cypriniformes; Cobitidae
Source: RefSeq, a predicted model, not a curated record